AUGCCCGGGCUUCGCAGGCUUCUCGCCCGAGUUGCCCUGCUUUUCAGCACUGUCUCUCAGCUGCCCUGGGUUGAGCUGCCCGGCGUGCCCGGCAAGCCUCGCCUGCCCGCAGUGCCCGACCUUGCACUGCCCGACGUGCCCCUUGCAGACGGAGCGCCUGCGCCGGAGCCGGCGCGGGGCGAGCCAACGGCCGAGGCGGGCUCGACGCGUUCGGGCUGGGGCGAGGGGCUCUUCGACCUCGUGACGCUCGGGCUCCACUUCUUCUCCGUGGCGCUGCAGGUGCUGUGGUUCGCCAUCAGCCGUGGGGAGUGGGCGUUGGUGCUAUACGCCGGCGGGCCGCGCUGGCACCAGCGGAGGAUCUGGGGCCAUCUAGCGCCUCCACAGGCGGGUCAGAGUGACGCCGACUUCUACUUGAUCAGUACGCCUGAUCAUGACGUGUACGAGGAGGACUACGGUCGUGACAGCCAGGACGUGCUGGCCAUCCGCUUCACUGACGGCCAACGCGAUCUGGCGGGGCUGGACGCCAACCAGGUGUACAGGUUCCGCCGGGCGCUCACGCCCGCCCAGACGGCCGCCAUCCGCGUCGCCCUGGACCAGGUCGGGGACGAGACUUACCUGGCCCGGGAAAGGGCGACAGGCUCGUGGGAGGCCUUCGACUUCACGUUGGCCGCGGCGCCUGGGCCGAGGGCUGCGGCUGCGGCCGGCGGCCACGGCGCGGGGGGCGGUGCCCCUGCGGCGGCUGGCCUUGCUGGCGUAGCGCCGGCCCGGGGGCCGGGCCUCGGCGGCGGCCUCGGCGCAGGGGCGGCGGCCGCAGCCGCGGCGGCGCCGCCGGCUGGAGCUGCUCCCGCUGCCGGUCAGCAGGGGGCGGACGGCGUGGCCGCCCUGUUCGCGCCGCCGCCUGCGCCCGAGUGGGUCAUGGUGGAGACCACCUCGGCGCGCGCGCGUGGCACGGUCGUGCAGCUGAACGGCUCGGAGAGGCUCGGCGGCGACGUGGGCGUCAUGAGGGUGGCCGAGGGCUGGAUCUGCAUCCGGCAAGUGUCGAUCAACCUGGCGCUGUACGCCAGUGCUGAAUCCGGCCACGACUGUCGUCUCCUCGGGCUCCCUCUUCAGGUCGACGGGCACCGCGAGCGCUUGCAGUUUCGUGAUGCAGUAGCUCGCUUCACCGAGUCUGGGCUGGUUGGGUGGCCGCUCGAGGGCCCUCGGACGGUCGGCUGGUGCUGCGUGUUCAUCGACCGCCGUCGUGGCGGGCCGCUGGAGCACUUCCACCAGUUCAAGAGCUACUAUCACCUGACGAACGACGACUACGGGAUCACCCACUACGAGAGCAUCAUGCGGAUGAUCGAGUUCCUGGCUUGCUGGGAUCACGUGAACCUCCCCGACUUGGUCGGGGUGGAGGUGGCGAUGAGGCAGGCGCAGCUGUACGAGUACAUAUACGCGAUGGAGUCCGAGGGCUCGGUGGCCGGUGCAGCUGGCCCCGGUGAAGGCGAGAAGGACGGCAAGAAGAGCAAGGGCAGGGGUGGCGGCCGUGGCCGCGGUCUGUCGCGAUUCGCCUUCCUGGACGAGGCCUCGGUCUUCACGGGCACGUCGAAGGAGGACGGGCGGAUGAUGGUCUGCCCGUCCUUGCUACAUCAUGUGGCAGCAAUGGUGGAGAGGGGCGCGGGCAUCCUCAAGGCCUCACGGAAGGCGAAGGAGGAGCGCCGCGCCCUCUCCGGGGCAUGA
Molecule: messenger RNA, 1719 nt
Organism: Prorocentrum cordatum
Lineage: Eukaryota; Dinophyceae; Prorocentrales; Prorocentraceae
Source: the annotation of a GenBank genome assembly